CGACGAGUCCAGUGGCAGCCCUAUAUUUGCGAUCGACAGCGAGCUGGGCGUCAUCACCACGGCGCUGUGUUGUCUUGACCGGGAGAAGACCCAGCGCUACGUCAUCCAGGUGGUGGCGACCGACGGCGGCGGCCUCAAGGGCACGGGAACGGUGGUGGUGAACGUGGACGACGUGAACGACGUGCCUCCGAGGUUCUCGCGGCCCGAGUGGACGCUGGACGUGUCUGAGAGCCUCGACCCCCGACAACGUGCUGGCCACACUCACCGUCGUGGACCAAGACGUCACCAACGACUUCGCCUAUAGGGUGGUGCCCAACAGCGGGAGGGGCUGGCAGAUGUUUACCGUGGAGGGGCGGCGGCGAGGCGGGCCGGGCGGAGACCUUCGCUCACUCACGUCCCUCGAUUAUGAAAAACCUAUUCACCGCAAAGGGUUUCGCUUCAAAGUCGAGGUCACGGACAUGGGAAGAAACGGAUGGGAUGACAAAUAUCACGUGGACGGCGCCUGGGUUAACCUGAGACUUGUGGAUGAGAACGACAACGUGCCCACCUACAUCAGUCGGCACGCGCGGCUCACCCUUCCUGAGGACACCCCCAUAGGAACACAUCUCACCACGUUCACCGCGCGAGACCUUGACGGGGGAGGGCAAGCAAUCCGGUACCAGGUGGCUCCAGCCAGCGACCCCGGCCGUCUGUUUGACGUGGACGGCAGUGGCGCGGUGCGGCUAGUGGGUGGGUUGGAUCGGGAAGUGGCGGACACUCACAGUGUGUUGGUGUGGGCGGUGGACCAAGGUACGCCACCCAGGACUGCCACAGCUACACUAUCCAUUGACGUGACAGACGUGAACGACAACCCGCCGUUCCUGUCUGAGCCUCGCGAGGUGCAGGUGACGGAGAACAGCGAGGCACAGCUGGUGGCGCGGGUCAAGCUGGGUGACCCCGACGACUGGCGGCAGGGUCACGGGCCACCCUUCACCAUCUCCCUGGAUCCCCGCGCGCCGCCCCACGUCACCGACAGCGUCAGAGUCACACUGGACAGGAGAGGGGACGACGGGCGGGGCGUGGGCGUGGUGUGGACGCGGGCGGCGCUGGACCGAGAGGAACGUCCCGCUCUGCUGGUGCCCCUGGUGGUGGGCGACGCCGGGUGGCCGUCCCUCACCGCCACCGUCACCCUCACCCUGCACGUGGCCGACGUCAACGACAACCCCAUGGCGCCCGCCGCCAAGACCGUCACCGUGCACACCAUGCAGCGGCAGGGAACAGCAGUGCCCCUGGGGCGGGUGUACGUGCAGGACCCAGAUGAUUGGGACGCCGCAUCCAAGACCUACGCCUGGAGUGACCCUCAGGCGGGCUUCUUCCUCGACACCUCCAGCGGUCACUUGUCCAUGGCACCCUCCACCCGAGACGGCCGGUACGAACUGAGUUUCAAGGUCAGUGAUGACAGUCAGGGUCAAUUCGGCGUCAAAGCAAACGUGACAGUGGAGGUGAAAACGAUGAGCUCGGAUGACGUGAAGCACGCGACUCCCAUCACGCUGGCAGUGGACCCAGGCUACCUUGUCAAGGCUGAGAAGGGCGAGGCUUCCUUGCUGACCCGACUAAAAGCUACUGUCAGUGUGUGGGUGGGAACGGAAGUGGAGGCGGCAUGGGUGCAGCCCCUCAAGGAGAACCAGGAGCCUUCCAUGGAAAGCGCAGGUUCCCGGGUGUGGCUGGUCACACCGGGGGUCAUCAACGCUGACCACGCUCUACUUUAUCGCAAGAGCGAACUGAGCAACAUUCUGGGGGUAGAGGUGAAGACGGUCGGAGUGGGCACGUGCCAGGAGCACUUCGUCGACAAGGUGCAUGUUCCUGCGGGCACCGAGAAGCGCUCAACAGCGGAUUCUGAAUGUGAGAACGGGUGCUGGGCGCGGACCGUCCUCAGUAGUGGAUUUAGCAUUGUUGAUGCGAACACCUCAGCUGUUGUGGGGCCCAGACUGGAGGUGCAAACAGGCUGUGGUUGUGACAACUCAUCGCCUUCACCUGACACCACCUGCACGCCUUACACUUGUCUGAAUGGCGGCAGGUGUGUCUCUACAUCAACAGGCACUGAGUGCAUCUGUCCCCAUGGCACGUGGGGUUCCCACUGCAAGGUGCUCUCCAGACACUUCGAGGGCGGCGGAGGGCGUGGUGCCGGUGGCGGGUCCAUGUCCAAGGGUGCAUGGGCGUGGGUGCCGCCGAUUCCGCCCUGCGCUGAGGUGCACAUCAGUCUGGAAAUAUUGAGCACAACGAAAUCAGCCGCGCUGCUCUACUCUGGGCCAGAGCAAGGGACUGAGCAGAAGCAAGGCAACCGUGACCUCAUGCUGCUGGAGCUGAGUCAAGGGCGGCCGGUGCUGCUGCUGGACCUGGGUGGCGGCCCCGUCACCCUCACCCUCAACUCCUCCGCCUCACUGGCCGACAACACGUGGCACAGGAUAGACCUCAUCUGGAAGGACGAGCUAAUGGAGAUGAUCGUGGACCUGUGUCUGGGCAGCAGCUGGGACGAGCCGCCAACUCUUGCUUCGGCCGCUCAAAAUCGCACAUCAGCACCAGUCCUUCCUGACGCCCAUGCAUGCAGGGGAGCGGCGAGGCUGCCACGGAACACCCGUGUGCUGAACACCAGCGGGGUGCUUCAGGUGGGGGGGCUGGUCUAUCCUCUGCCGGCCCUCAAGACGGAAGGCAAAUCGGCGCCGCGCCACCCGCCACACUUCCGAGGCUGCAUCAGGAACCUCAGGAUCAACGGCAAGCUAGUGGACCUGGGCAGCGGAGUCCUCAGCAGCGCCAGCUCCCCGGGGUGUCCUGCCGCAGACUGCCUCGCCAAUCAUCUCCACUGCGGACUCCACGGCAGAUGUCAGGGAUCACCGGGGUCCCUGCGGUGUGAGUGCCAGCCAGGGUGGGGCGGCCCGGGCUGUGCCUCGCCCACCACGCCCACCACCUUCCUCCCCAACAGCUACGUCAAGUUGGCCCUCUCCUUCUCACCCCUGGCCUACACCACCUCCAUCACCCUCAGGUUCCGCACCCUGAGGAGGAGAGGCGAGCUGGUAGUGCUAUCAUCGCAGCACGGGAGGGACAGCUGGUCAGUACAGCUGGUGGGCGGCCGCCUGUGUGCGGUGCUGCACCUUCACCCUCGACCUCCAGCCUCGAUAUGCCUUUCACGAGCAACUCUCACAGAUGGUCGAUGGCACUCUCUCACAGCUAACAGGUACGGAUCAGCCACCUUCCUCUCUGUGGAUGAUGGGGAUGGUGACUUGUACAAUGCAUCACUGGUGCUGGAGGGACGGCAGCUGCUGGAGAUGGAUGGCCAGGAGGGAGUGUUGAUUGGGGGCUCACCAGAAUAUGUGGGAGCUACCAUGUUUAAAGUACACAACGACUUCCGGGAAGGUUGCAUCGAUGACCUGCGUAUCUCAGGCCAUAGUGCACCGCUGCCACCAGCUGUCAACAGCACACCCUGGGGCCAGGCAAGUGCCUUUAAGGGUGUGCAGCGAGGCUGUGUUGCCCCAUCAGCCUGUGCCAAUGUGUCUUGCAGACCACCGCUCUCCUGUGUCGACACCUGGAGGUCCUACCACUGUGGAUGUGGUGAGGGACGUGUACUUAGUCGAGGCCGCAUGACGUGUGAAGAUGAGGAUGAAUGCGCUUGGCAGCCUUGCCUUAGUGGUGGCUCAUGUUUCAACACUCAGCCAGGGUAUGUGUGCUCCUGCCCAGCGGGGUUCAGUGGACAACACUGCCAGCUGCCUGAUGUGGGCCAGACCUCCCUCAAGCUGCCCAUGGGAGUCCUGGUGACCAUUGUGGUGUGGUGCAUCUUCCUUGUGUUACUUGUAUGUGCAUUCCUGCUCCACCAACACCACCGCCGUGCUGCACUACGCAGGGGCAUGACAGAUGCCAAGGAUGCCACUGUGGAUUGUAAGGGUCAAGUGUCAUCGCCAUGCAACCACACACCCAACCUACUUGAACUACAAUUGCUGAAACCACCUAAAAGCAAUGGCCAGCCUGCCUGGGCCAGAAAUCCCAACAUUGCUGAUGUGGAUGUGCUACAGGUGGAUGCAACAUCAGAGACAAGUAGCAUGGAGGAACAGAGGCGGAGUGGCACCCAAGCAGCAGUGGUUCUUGAGAAUGGAGAGAGGAGAGGGAUGACAACCAGAACAGAGAAAUUAAGAGUAGAUUUCAAGGGAGGGGAGGAAGCUGUGCUGACAGGAGACGAUUUGAGGAACUAUGCCUACGAGGGUGAAGGCUCAUCCCCAGGUUCUCUCUCAUCUUGUCUGGAGAGCUGCAGUGGCAGCGCCAAAUUUCUGGGAGGUUUCCGUGAGGUUGCACACAUGCUGGAGUCAUGACACACAGCUGGAUUCCAGGUGGCCUCCACGCCACAUAAAACUCAUCCUGCCCAUCCUCCAGCCACACCGCCACUUACAGCCACAGUUGUGCACACCACUCAUAAUGGAAACUCUGAGGUUGUCAUCUCUUCAUGCAAGUCCCUACUGGAGGCACCUCAACCUGAAGGAGUCCAAGAGAACAUGUCUGAAGGCCAGGGGCCCAAGACUGUGCCCCAUUCACUGGCCUCCCCAAGCAGUGCCUUCCAUAAAUGAUUAAUUUGUCACCAAACAAAUAUAUAUAUAUAUAUAUAUAUAUAUAUAUAUAUAUAUAUAUAUAUAUAUAUAUAUAUAUAUAUAUAUAUAUAUAUAUAUAUAUAUAUAUAUAUAUAUAUAUAUAUAUAUAUAUAUAUAUAUACAGUUCUUUUGUGAUGCGUUGCACGCUGCUUCCUGUGUCCUUCGUCAUGCUGGUGUGAAUGCUCUACCUUGUAAAAAUAUAUUUUAUAAAGCUGUCUUUCUUUGGCAGAGAGAUUUUUACCAUAAUGCACAGUUUUACUGAGUUCCUGUAUUGUAUUUCCAUCAUAUGAACUGUUCGCAAUUGCCAAAUUCUUAAUAAAGUAUUUUCUUAAAAAUAAA
This is a messenger RNA of Scylla paramamosain (green mud crab), 4949 nucleotides long. Its product is annotated as putative neural-cadherin 2. Gene Ontology annotation, molecular function: cadherin binding; calcium ion binding. Gene Ontology annotation, biological process: multicellular organism development; cell morphogenesis; homophilic cell-cell adhesion. The transcript has 23 exons. The coding region runs from base 336 to 4337 and encodes 1333 amino acids. Gene Ontology annotation, cellular component: plasma membrane; catenin complex; adherens junction. The record is from RefSeq and is a predicted model, not a curated record. Lineage: Eukaryota; Metazoa; Arthropoda; Malacostraca; Decapoda; Portunidae.